CUUCAGUCAACCGUUUUCCGUCGGCAGUCGCGCGUCGUCCCGUCUCGCCGUUGCCGUCCGUCCGCCGUCGUUUACGCGGUUUUCCGUUUUCGCCGAUUUCGCGCAGUGCGUCCCGCGUGAUCCGUGCUUUUGAUCGGACGCAAUAGUGCCGCCGCGGUAUGAAUAAGUGAAUCGUGUUUUUUCUUCUCACCGCAUUCCUGCCGAAAAAUGCUGGGAGUUUUCAAAAAACGGUGGAAGCCCAAAAGCAGGGUGACGAAAAGUGAAAACGGGGAUGAUCUGAUGUUGAGUUGUGGUAACGAAUACUCUGAACCGAUCAAUGCUUACGUGCUUCCGGACUCUCGUAUCGCCAAAUUAUGUUCGACCAGACAAAUGUUUCCGGUGUGUGAUAACAACUCACAUUAUUCAGUAACAUACGAAACACUAAAGCCGGUGUUAGUGCCGUCGGAUACGGCAUCUGUAGGAUAUGGAAAACUGGAAACUGUGCCGCCACCUAUUGGUGGAGCUUCGGGAAAAAUGGCGUCCAUCAACGGAGGAAAUACAACUACCCCUAAUAUUUGUAUCGAGGGUGGUCGCAUAGAAUUUGUGAAGUCUCCAAUAGAUUGCGGUGAUGAAAAACAAGACUACUUGAAGGAGUAUAUGGAAGCGAAAAUCGUGCAACUGGAAUCUGAGUUGGUCGCAGAACGGCGAAUCACGCAGAGGGAGAGGACGCUAAACUCCAAGCUUCAAAAACAAUUAGCUCGGCGUGAGUGGUUGCAGAUGGAUGUGGACAGAGAGAGAAGACUGCGCCUGGACACGGAGGCGAGACUCAAGGGUUCCAGUUCCGAGGCAGACAGAUGCCGCGUCAAGCUGUCGACUCUGCAAAAAGACUUCACCAAGUGAGUUUUUUUUUUGCAUUAUUAUUAUUAUAAGCAUGGCCUGUCAUCGUUUUGAUUUUUCCUGAUGAUCGCCCCCAUCUACACAGCAUAUAUUGUGGUAACUCGACGUUGUAUAGUAGGUAAGCUUCCGAGUAAGAGCAAAAGUCGGCGCACUUCAAACUGACAAUCGCUUUGACCGUUAUAAUACGGUACUUACUACGCACGUCUAUGUGAACAUAAUACAAUUUGUGAAUGUAUAAAUAUGUAGAG
Myzus persicae (green peach aphid) is the source of this 1124-nucleotide messenger RNA. RefSeq lists its product as uncharacterized. Lineage: Eukaryota; Metazoa; Arthropoda; Insecta; Hemiptera; Aphididae. The coding region runs from base 208 to 879 and encodes 223 amino acids. The transcript is spliced from 5 exons. The record is from RefSeq and is a predicted model, not a curated record.